Cryptococcus amylolentus CBS 6039 is the source of this 2179-nucleotide messenger RNA. RefSeq lists its product as hypothetical. The record is from RefSeq and is a predicted model, not a curated record. The transcript is spliced from 5 exons. Bases 182 to 1480 code for a protein of 432 amino acids. NCBI's taxonomy places the organism in Eukaryota, Fungi, Basidiomycota, Tremellomycetes, Tremellales, Cryptococcaceae.
UACGGUCGCAUCUCGCAAUUCCAUCUCCCGUCCAUCUUCCUCCUGCCGGCAUCCUCGUCAUCGUUCCUUCAUCCAAUACCUCCUUAUAAUCCCCCCCCCUCAAAGCCAACGCCGCCCCCUAUCAUCCUCACGGCCUUGCUUAUCAACGCCACGCCCCGACUCCACCCCUCGCCCCACCACCAUGUCUCUCCACCCACAAUACUCCAGCGACAACCACGACCCAUUCCUCUCACGAAACCCCUCUGCCACCUCCUCGCUGCCUACUGUCGAAGACGCAUCCAACCAACCUCAGUACGCGCCCGAACAACAACAUUACGCGCCUCCACCGCUACCGCCAAGGCCGUCGGCGGCUCUCACGAGAAAGCCUGUACCAGCCAUCUCGGACAGUGAUCUGCCUGCACUUCGACGUCGUCGGUCUUCAGCAACUCCUCCCCCAGUACCUCCCCGCCCCAAUAAUCAGUACUCAACCUACAUAGCAGCACCUGCGGCGGCCUAUACUGUCCAACCGCAGGGGCCGGUUGACUCGCGCUUGCCACCGCCGCCGCCGCCGCCGGCCUCGUCCGGUGCUGCAUAUGUUGCCACGAAUGAGAAGGCGGGCUAUGAGCCGAAGCGAAGAAGCUGCUGGCCAGCUACAAGGAGGGGAAAGUGGAUUCUCUUUGGCAUCAUCGCGGCGUUGAUUGUCAUUAUCGCUGUUGUCGCCGCCGUCUGCGCCGUCGUCAUUCCCAACCACUCGUCAUCUUCAUCCUCUAGUAGUGCGGGUUCGGCUUCAGACAAUGGUGGACAUCCUCUGUCUAUCGCUGAAGGAGGGGUGGAUAAAGGCGAGGCAGGCGAUAUCCCUGUACACGGUAAUCGCUCAGCAGAUCACUUUGUCAUGACCACCAACCGUUCCAUCGUCGUCACCCGUCUAGACCCCAUUGUCAACCCAGGCGCUAUCGGCUCGCACAUGCACCGAGUGCACGGGUCAUCGUACUUUACGCAAAACUUGACAUCGGCCACCGAAAUGCAAGAGUUGGCGAACUGUACGACCACAGUCGUCCAGGAUGAUCUGUCGGCUUACUGGGUAUCGGCGCUCUAUUACCGAUACUCGAACGGGUCGCUGGUAUCUGUACCUCUCGAUAGGACGUCACUCUACUACUUUCAGAAGGCGCCUACCGGAGAGACAAUCUACCCCUUCCCCGACAACUACAACAUUGUGGCCGGAGACCCAUACAGGAGAUAUGUGAACGAAUCCGACCCCAAUCACACCGCAUUUUGGUACCAAUGCUACCGAGGGGACGGCAAUGAUCUCAAGUCCUGGGGCUUUCCCAAGAGUGCUUGCUCCGGCGGUCUCGUUCAGGGUAUACAAUUUCCCAGUUGCUGGGAUGGUGUAUACGCGGACGACGGAGACUAUACCGACCAUGUCACGUACCCAACGGACGACACCAAUGGCUAUUACUGUCCCUCUGGUGCGUCUUCUUGCCUCUCUCUUGUCUCUGUCUGACGACGUCGUAGAUUUCCCAAAGAAGUUUAUCACUCUGCAAUUCGAGACUGUCUUUGCCGUUUACGACUUUCCCUACAACGGAAACAACAACAUCACUUGGUUGUUGGCUAAUGGAGAUACCACUGGCUAUGGUAUCCAUGCGGACUUUAUGAACGGUUGGAAGACCUCUGUUCUUCAAGGUGUCUUGGACGACUGUCGGUACAUGAACGCGACCGAUAUAGAUUCUGUCGCCGACGACCCUCCCAAUUGCCCCCACUUGAACGCCUCCAUCAACAUGGACAUCACUCACUCCUGUCGCCUCCAAACAUCCAUCGUCAACGAAGAAGUAGGCGAGACAGUGUCCACCGCAUUGACGUAUUUGCCAGGGUGCAAUGCUAUAUGGUCUGGGAAUACGAGCAAGCCUGCUUGUCCUGAUGGGCGGGUUGAGGGAGGAGAUCUGGAUCUUGUCUCUGGGAGCGUGUACUAUAGGGAAGAGCCUUAUAUCAGCUGAGGCAGUGAGGCUUUGGUGGCUUGAUCUUAUAUGGGAAGAGCUUAUCUCCGCGUGGCGGGGAGUCGCGCUGGGCGCACUAUCUCGCAUGAUUAGAUGAUAAAAAGGGAUCCUCUUGGAUUACAUAUACAUUUAUAAUGUCCUGGUCUCGACCUGGUGUCGAAUGGAUACUUUGUUGUAAUAGAUGCUAUGCAGAAAGGUCCUCAAUCGGA